AUGAAUCACGCAACACAACAACUGGUUCGAACCAUUAUCGGUGUCAUUGGUAAUAUCAUCUCUCUUGGAUUGUUUUUGUCUCCCGCGCCUACGUUUUACAGGAUUAUCAAGAAGAAAUCGGUGGAAGAAUUCCACCCGUGGAUCUAUGUUGCCGGGGUUUUGAAUUGUUGCCUUUGGAUAUUGUAUGGAAGUCCAACCGUUCAUCCGAAUAGCACUCUCGUUUGGAGUAUCAACUCCGUUGGUCUUGUUCUAUACACCAUUUACCUCAGUGUUUUCAUUUGGUUUGCGCCUAUGGCAAAGAGGUUGCAGGUAUUAGGUACCCUAGUUGUUGUCGGAAUUGUGAUGGCGGUCAUAGCUUCUCCGACGCUGUCGUUGGUACACAGUGUUGAUAAAAGAGGAGACAUUGUUGGAGAUAUAGCUGUUAUUUUCAAUAUCUGUCUCUACGCGUCUCCUCUCACCGUCGUGGUUAAAGUUUUCAAGACAAAGAGUGUGGAAUUCUUGCCUUUCUGGGUUUGUCUUGCCGGUUUGCUUAACGGCGCUUGUUGGACCACUUAUGGAUUCAUCCCCUUCGACGUACACCUUGUGGUUGGAAAUGGAAUUGGAGCAUGCUUAGGAUUAUUUCAAGUGGGACUCCAUGUUUACUACGGGAAUUGUUGCGGAAACCGGAAGGCGAUCGACGACGAUGAGCUUAAGAAGCCUAAUAAGCCAUCCGAAGUACAGCUUGAGACAGUUUGA
Messenger RNA from Oldenlandia corymbosa var. corymbosa, 735 nucleotides. NCBI's taxonomy places the organism in Eukaryota, Viridiplantae, Streptophyta, Magnoliopsida, Gentianales, Rubiaceae. The record is from the annotation of a GenBank genome assembly.